Toxotes jaculatrix (banded archerfish) is the source of this 4971-nucleotide messenger RNA. Its product is annotated as neural cell adhesion molecule L1-like protein. Gene Ontology annotation, biological process: cell-cell adhesion; axon guidance. Lineage: Eukaryota; Metazoa; Chordata; Actinopteri; Toxotidae. Gene Ontology annotation, molecular function: protein binding. The coding region runs from base 428 to 3946 and encodes 1172 amino acids. The transcript has 25 exons. The record is from RefSeq and is a predicted model, not a curated record. Gene Ontology annotation, cellular component: axon; plasma membrane.
UGUCCUUUGACCUCUGUCGCUUCUAAAAUAGAGGAACGACCUUGUGGAGAUUUAAGUCAUAGCUGCAGUUGUUGACUGCGCAGUUUUGUCCGUCUGCCACAGAGUUUCACACGUUGGGCUGCUGAGGUAAAAAGAAAAAAAAAAGAAAGAAAGAAAGUACGCUCUUAACUUGCAGCAAAGUAUUCCUGGAGGAGGUGUGAUGUUUGCCACAUCGUCAGCACUCAGCGGUUUUAUCGCGGACUUUUAGAUUUUCGCUUUUGAGACAACUGAAGGAAAAAGAAAAAACUUGAGAAACCUCCAUACAAGCAUGCUGUCAUCACUUUAGUUGCUCGUCUCAUGGAUCCUCUGUGCCUUACAAUUCCAAGUGACGCCAGCUGUUCAACACAUUUUCCUGAUCUGUGCUGUCUCCAGUAACCAGUGGAGGGUGAUGAGGUUGGCAGGGAGCCUGCAGCUUGCUCUGCUUUUGGCCUUGACUUCCAGGGCGGCAGGCCUCAAUGUCCCUCUGGAAGUGGAGCAGCCUCCAACCUUAAUAACUUACACGUCAGGUCCCAAGACUGUCCUUCCUUUUGAAAACAAUGUCACUAUCAAGUGUGAAGCAAAGGGCAACCCGCCGCCAGAAUACAGAUGGACAAAAGAUGGCGAAGACUUCGUCCCUCCCUACAUUGCAACAAACGCAACAAACCAUACAGGUGGCUCUUUUGUGCUUCACAGAAAGAACCUUAUCCAGUUCCAGGGUAAAUACAGAUGCUAUGCCUCUAACAAGCUGGGAACUGCCAUAACAGAGGAGACUGAACUGAUAGUUACCAGUAACCCCAAAUUUCCAAAGGAGGAAAUACAUCCCUUAGUUGUUAAGGAGGGAGAGCCAAUUGUGCUGAAGUGUAACCCUCCAGAGGGCGCGGCUCCUCGUAAGAUCUACUGGAUGACUCUUGGUCUCCAGCACAUUGAGCAAGAUGAGAGGGUUUCCAUGGGCAGUGAUGGCAACCUGUACUUCUCUAAUGCCUUACACAAUGACAGUCGUCAGGAUUACUGUUGCUUUGCUUCUUUCUCCAGAAUACGCACCAUCGUCCAGAAAACCGCCAUGGCUGUCAUGGUCAAUUCCUCUGAACCCAUCCCACAUAGAAUACCUGGCCUGCUGCUGCCCUCUGGUGUUCAGACAGAGAAGGUGCUGUUGAAGGGAGAGGAUCUUCAGCUUGAGUGCAUCCCUGAGGGCUUUCCCACUCCGAUGGUAACAUGGAUGAAAAUGGGAGAAAAGCUGCCUCCACGGAAAAAAACGGACAUGUUUGGAAAGCUGUUGACAAUCUCUGCUGUAGAUGAGAGGGAUCAGGGGAAAUACAUGUGUACAGCCAAAAACUCUGCCGGAGAGGCUGUUCACUACUUUGACGUAAUAGUGGAAGAGCCACCAAAGUGGCUGUCAGAGCCUCCUCAGAGCCAGCUGACUGUGAUUGGGUCUGAUGUUUACAUCAAGUGCUCAGUCAGUGGAAAACCACCACCAGACAUAACAUGGAGGAAAAAUGGAGAACUUAUCCAAGAUGACCCAGGGAGCAACAGGCGGGUGUUUGAUGACACUCUUGUGCUCAAUAAUGCCAAACCAGAGGACAGUGCUGUCUACCAGUGUGAAGCCUCCAACAGUCAUGGAAGUCUUCUGGCCAAUGUUAAUGUCAUGAUCUUGAAUAUGGCUCCUCUGAUAUUGACAAGGGACUACCAAGAAUAUGCUGUAAUUCUAGGAGGGGACAUCAUCAUGAACUGCAGUGUCUUUAGUUCUCCACCACCUGACAUCUCUUGGGUCAAAUAUGAUGCUUCAGAAACUAUCGAGGGAGAACGAUUUCUUUCUCUCCAGAACGGAUCGUUGCAAAUCAUCAGUGCAGAAAAAGGCGACAGUGGGAAAUAUGUGUGUGCUGCCUUUAACACGGAGGGGAAGUCAGCUGUCACCGCUGUGCUGGAUGUGAAAGACCCUACAAAAAUAGUAGAUCCACCUCAGGAUGCGCAGGUCAUCAGUGGCAGCACAGCCCAGUUGAAAUGCCAGGCAGAGUACGAUAAAAGCCUGAACAGCUCCUUUGAGGUGAUAUGGAGAAAGGAUGGUGAGCAGAUCCCACUUUCCUUUGAGGAAAAUUCCGGAGCCUAUAAGUUCAGAUACUUGGGGGAUGAUGGGAUGCUGCAGAUCAUGAAUGUGAACCUGAGUGAUCAAGGAAUAUACACAUGCAUUGCGAGAACCAGUCUAGAUAAGGACAAUGCCACUGCACUACUCACAGUACUGGAUGUUCCUGAUGCUCCUACUAAUGUUAGGCUGUCGGAACUUAAGAGUCCAAGGAUCGUCACCCUGUCUUGGGUGCCUGGGAAUGAUCACAACAGCUCUGUAAUAGAGUUUAUAGUGGAAUAUGAGGAGAGCCAAUGGGAGCCUGGGACGUGGCAGAAGCUACAGAAAGUCCCUGGUAACCAGGCAACAGCUGAGCUGGCACUACAUGGACACCUUAACUACCAGUUCAGAGUGUAUGCAGUGAAUGCCGUUGGACCUGGACCCCCUAGUGAGCCCACUGAGAGAUACAAAACACCCCCUGCUGCUCCUGACAGAAACCCAGAGAACAUCAAAAUUCAAGGCCAUCUUCCUCAUCAAAUGGACAUUAGCUGGGAGCCGCUGUUGUCUUUUGAACACAAUGGCCCGGGCCUUGAGUACAAGGUGAGCUACCGAAGACUCGGGGUGGAGGAUUCCUGGAAGGAUCACCUGGUUAACAGACACUCCUUUGUCGUGAGAAACACGACCACUUUUGUCCCCUAUGAAGUCAAAAUUCAGAGCAGGAACAGCCACGGCUGGGGACCAGAACCUAAGAUUGUCACAGGUUACUCUGGAGAAGAUGUUCCUACAGCAGCACCACAGAACGUAGCAGUGGAGGUGAUCAACACCACUGUUCUGAGAGUUAGCUGGACCCCGGUUUCCCCUGCCACAGUGAGAGGUCAUCUAGGGGGCUACAAUGUUCACUGGUUGAGGAAGCGGAGUCUGCUGAAUCCCAAGAAGAUUUUAGAUGAUCGCCAGUCCCUGUCCUUCCCUGGAAAGAGGAGUCAUGCCAUCGUGCCAGGCCUUGAACCUUACUCUGAGUACAGACUCACCGUCAGUGUUUUCAACAAGAAGGGAAAUGGGCCCAACAGUGACCCCGUCUUCUUCAGCACUCCAGAAGGAGUUCCUGAACAAGUGCCUGUGUUGACUGCCUCCAAUGCCCAGAAGGACUCCAUUUUGCUGGUAUGGGGACCACCUCUGGAGGCAAACGGCAUCCUCACUGGUUAUCUCCUGCAGUACCACCUCAUUAAUGAGACCACACUUGAGGUGGUUGACUCCCAGGAGAUGAACAUCAUUGGGGCUGACACCACUCAGCAGCAGCUUCAAGGCUUAAAGGAGGGCAGCCUCUACCGCUUCCACCUCAGUGCCUGCACUCGAGCAGGUUGUGGACCUCCGCUGGCCCAGGAGGGCAACACCAUCUCUGUUGGACGUGCGGAGGGUCAGCAGAGCAACUUUUCGACCAGGGGAUGGUUCAUUGGGACCAUGUGUGCUGUGGCGCUCCUCACCCUUGUUGUACUCAUGGCCUGCUUUGUGCAGAGAAACAAAGGUGGCAAGUAUGCAGGUACGCCACCGCCUUGCCAGCGACAAGACAUGUUCUCCAUGGAAAAAGUGAAAGAAAAGGAGGACCUCCACCCUGACGUGGAGUCACAAGCAAUGAAUGAUGACACCUUCUGUGAAUACAGUGACAGCGAUGAGAAGCCACUGAAGGGCAGUAGCUUGUGUUCCCUGAAUGGCAAUGAUACUGUUGGGGACAGCGUCAGCAGAGACAGCCUGGUUGACUACGCAGACGGUGGAGGAGAAUUCAGCGAGGACGGUUCAUUUAUCGGAGAAUAUUCUGGACCCAAGCACAGAGGUUCUGGUGGCGAGCCCAGCGGACCCAGCCCAGUCACUGCAUAAAGCCAGGCUGCAGCUGAAACAGGCUGCUUCAAAUCCUUUCGUGAAACUUUUGAAAUUUAGCUUUGCUGCCACUCAAUAUUGCUUGAAUUGUCAAAUAUGGCGCAAUGAAAAAGUCUCGAAUGAGCGGAUGUUUUUUUUCCUGAAGACUGGAAAUGAAAGAAUGCAUCCAGCCAUACACAUCAGUGUGAAAACCACCCGAGUCUUUGUACAUACUGUAAGAGAAUGAACUGUAUGAUUAGAGUGAUAUGAGAAUUAAUUGUUUUUGUACCUAUCAGCCAUAAAUCUUCAGUGGUGUACAUUGAUUUUAUACUGUAACUAUAAGAGAAGCAGAUAAAAAAUUAUUUUCCACAAAUUAAAAAAUACUGAAAAGAAUAUUUGUAUUUUUUUACGCAAUGGACAAAAAUAACAUAUAUAAGUAUCUACGACUUCAUUCAUUCAUCGCACAGUACAGGGCGUCUGACUUUCACUCUCAUCAUGGCAAAUUUCUAGUCAUAAAUGCUUUACUGUCUAUUACUGUAUAUUAUUUGUAUUCAUUUUUGUUUUUGUUUUUUUGAAUAUCAAUAUGCAGAUAUGUGAAAGUUGACCAUUUGUAUUUUUUUUUUUAUUAUCGAAAUGCUCAUGAUGUCCUUUUAUGUCAUUACAUCAAAAGUGUUUCCAGACAUAAACAUAAGAACUAAACAAACUCAACAAGUUCAAGUAUCUGAUUUCCCCAAACACGCCCCUGGUCGGGUGUGGAAAUUACAGAAGGGAUGUAUACUAGUUGUUUAGAAAGAAGGUUAAAUUGAUAAGUGUAGUUCUGUGUUUGAUUAGUGGAAUCAUGAAUGCAUUCAUUUGAGGAACUUCUUAAAACUGUAAUUGGUGAAUAAAGCUUUCACCUUAGGGACUCUCCAGUACUGAAGUUUCUAAAUGUAAGCAAUUUGUCCUGCUCCUGUUUGUAAAGUCUGGGACGUUUUAAUCAUGUGCCUUUAUUCCGAGUGAAUCACUCUAUAUCUCGUUAAAAUGAUCAGGCAGCCGGGCUAUUUAUU